CCCCCACUCUGCAGCAGCAAACAAAGACGAAGAUGGAAAAGUCAUUCUGCAUGUUGGCUGUAGUCAUUUUUCUGGGAGGAUUUUUAGACGCAGCCGGAGCACUGAUAGACGAUAAAACUGAGAGUUAUUCAUUAUUAAACAACACAGCUACAGCUGAGUCUGUCACUGUGGAGCCGCAGAAUCAGGGCACAGACCGACCGACACCAACAACUGCACAGACAAAAUUAUCUACCACCACUGUCACAGACAAACUGCUGGACACCAAAAGCAACAGUCAAGACAGCAAAGAAGAAAACAACAAAAAAGAAGAAACAGAUGACAGAAAGACAGAAGAAAAGAAACAAGAACUGGACUGUCCUCCCCUUGGCUUGGAGUCUCUGCGGGUCGAUGACAGCCAGAUCCAAGCUUCUUCCUACCAGCGGAUGGGUCUGGGUCCUCACAGGGGUAGGCUGAAUAUCCAGUCAGGCAUUGAGGACGGGGACCUGUACGACGGAGCCUGGUGUGCUGAGUAUAAGGACCAGCACCAGUGGCUUGAAGUGGACGCCAUCCACUUCACCCUGUUCACUGGAGUCAUCCUGCAGGGCCGAAACUCCAUCUGGAGUUGGGACUGGGUCCACACCUACAAAGUCCAGCUGAGUAACGACUCUGUGAACUGGGAAACCUGCAUGAAUGGGACAGAAGAAGCGAUCUUUGAAGGAAACCAGAAUCCAGAGACUCCUGUGCUGGGACUCCUCCCUGUUCCAACGGUCGCCCGUUUCAUCCGCAUCAACCCGCAGACCUGGUACACCAACGGCACCAUCUGCCUCAGGGCUGAGAUCCUCGGCUGUCGUGUUGAUGAUCCAUUAGACAUCUACUCCUCAGAACGAGAACCAGGAUCAAAGGACGCUCUGGACUUCAGGCACCACAACUACAAAGAGAUGAGAAAGCUCAUGAAGUCUGUGACUGAGGAGUGCCCGGACAUCACCCACGUCUACACCAUCGGAAAGAGCUACUUGGGCCUCAAACUGUACGUCAUGGAGAUCUCGGAUAACCCUGGCAAACAUGAACUAGGUGAGCCGGAGUUUCGCUAUGUAGCGGGGAUGCACGGGAACGAGGCUCUUGGCCGAGAACUCGUCCUGAACCUCAUGCAGUACUUGUGCAGAGAAUACAAGAAGGGCAACCAACGUAUCGUUCGACUGGUGACUGAGACGCGAAUCCACCUCUUUCCCUCCAUGAACCCUGAUGGAUAUGAAGCAGCUUAUGAGAAGGGCUCAGAACUGGCUGGAUGGGCUGACGGACGAUACAGCUAUGAAGGAAUCGAUCUGAAUCAUAACUUUCCAGACCUGAACAACAUCAUGUGGGAUGCCCAAGAGACAGCAGCAGAUAAAUCUAAAGUCUCCAACCACUACAUCCCCAUUCCAGAGUACUACACUAAAGAAGACGCGAUGGUUGCACCAGAGACCCGUGCCGUCAUCAGCUGGAUGCAGGACAUUCCCUUCGUGCUCAGUGCGAACCUCCACGGGGGAGAACUGGUGGUCACGUAUCCCUACGACUGCACCCGUGACUGGGCCCCUCAGGAGGACACCCCCACGGCGGACAACGCUUUCUUCCGCUGGCUGGCCACCGUCUACGCCUCGACUAACCUGGUGAUGGCUAACCCCGACCGCCGCAUCUGCCACUACGAGGACUUCCAGUCACACAACAACAUAAUCAACGGCGGAGCCUGGCACACCGUCCCCGGCAGUAUGAAUGACUUCAGUUACCUGCACACUAACUGCUUUGAGGUGACGGUGGAGUUGUCCUGUGAUAAGUUCCCUCAUGCCAGUGAGCUUCCCAUCGAGUGGGAGAACAACAAGGAGUCUCUACUGGUUUACAUGGAGCAGGUUCACAGAGGCAUCAAAGGUGUAAUCAGGGACAAACUGACCAAACAAGGAAUAGCAGAUGCUGUAAUCAAGGUGGAGGACCAUGAGCAUGACAUCCGAUCAGCUUCUGGUGGGGACUACUGGCGUCUACUGAACCCGGGCGAGUACAAGGUGGUGGUCUGGGCUGAGGGUUAUUUCCCGUCCGCCCGUCAGUGCCAUGUUGGAAUAGAGCCACAUCCUACCAUCUGUGACUUCACCCUGACCAAAACACCCAUUCAGAGGCUGAAGGAGAUCCGGGCCAAGGGAGGGAAGAUCCCGCGGGACCUUCAGCUGCGUCUUCGUGCUCUGAGGCUCCGCAAGCUUCGCGCCAGCACCAAGGCCAUAAACCGCCGCAGGGAGAGUCAGCGGGUGCAGCAGGAGCAGCUGCUGGCAAGGAGAGCUCGAUCUUCCGGAGCCCGGAGAGUAUGAGGGCAAACAGGACGGGGGGCUGAAGAAGCCUCGGAGAGGAGCUGGAUUAUAGGUUGAAAAAAUUCAGUUCAAACCUCUGGGAAUAGUUAUAACUAGGAGGACACUAUUAAAGGGUCAGUUCACCCAAUUUUUUUUACAUAGCCCUAGUGAUAUCAAGACAUGCAGACAGUUUUAUGUGGUGAGGUUUUAAAGUAUCUGUCUCUGAUAUUUCUGCUUCCAUCAAGCGAUCGAUAAUCAAUCACAGCUUUAAAAUAUUGAAUAAAAAAAUUAAACAGAGAUGUAGCCUAUUUGGGUGUACUGACCCUUUAAGGCAGAUUAAACCAUGACAGCCACAGAGUACUUAAAAAUUUGUUUUAUACAAUAACAAGAACUAAAUCAGUCCUAUAACGUUACACAAACAAGAAACUUUUUAGAGGAUAAUACAUCUACACAUUUAUGGACAGGCAUUCACAACCUUUUUAUUUGUUUUGGACAUUAAGUUUUAUUCUACAUUAUAGCUGAUGAUGCUGUAAUGUUUAUUGCUUAUCCGUCAGCUGGUCUGAUAUGUGAUAUGUUUUUCUAACGCUGUGUCUGUUUAUUUUUUGUUUGACUAAAGUCCAACAGGACCAUAAAAUCUCAAGUAAAUAUUA
This is a messenger RNA of Micropterus dolomieu (smallmouth bass), 2938 nucleotides long. RefSeq names its product probable carboxypeptidase X1. The coding region runs from base 33 to 2309 and encodes 758 amino acids. Lineage: Eukaryota; Metazoa; Chordata; Actinopteri; Centrarchiformes; Centrarchidae. Gene Ontology annotation, biological process: proteolysis. Gene Ontology annotation, molecular function: zinc ion binding; metallocarboxypeptidase activity. The record is from RefSeq and is a predicted model, not a curated record. The transcript is spliced from 13 exons.